CUUACAUCCCUACUGCGAACAGCCGCCUACCCUACGGGCCUUAUGUAUGCGCAACUAAUACCGCAGUCAACAUUCGCUAGCCACACAGCUCUCCUACCCCGUAUAUAGCGACGCGCCCACCUUCCUGCGCGAAAGGCACCCUCCCACCGCAAUGGCCACCGCUUCUCCCACGCCGCUAGGCGGCUCAUCGUACGGACGCAUGCGCGCCCAUUCGAUAAUCCGACCGAGACGAGACUCUCCGCUCUCCGUUUUGGGGCAAUCCCAGGGCUUCUCGGCAGACGCGCCCAUGAUGCAGAACAUAAACAUUGGCGACAGCUCCGAUGACGAGAUACCGCAACCCAUGAAGCUGAGCGCUUUGACGACAGCGCUACUUGCGCAAAACGAUGUCAAUUCGCCUGAAAAGAGGAAGCCAAAGUUACGAAUAUCGCGCACCGGCUCGGGUUCGAAUACGCCAGUCCAUGACUCUGUUACUCCUGCGCCAAGUUUACGAAUAAAACGAGUGCCACUACGGGGUGCACCGAUGAGAAGGUUACGAAGGACACCUCAGAGUGAAGAGGAACAUCCGCCAUCGCAAGAUCAGGAGAACUUGCCAAUCUCGGUGAUCAAAGCCCAGCCUGAAAAUGUCCCCGAUUCCGUCCUGAAGGUGACCGGUUCAGUUAUGAAGGUCGCAGAGGAUCGCAAUAUGCAACCACUACCACAACAUGAAUCGCCUGUGCAGAGACAGUCACAGCAGCAACAGGAGCGGCCGAUGCCGUUACAAGCAUUAAGCGCGAAUACACCUCGGAGACCAGCUCCACCGCCACCACCGCCGAAGAUGUCCGUUUUGGAGACCGCUACUGCUGCCGCUGGAGCUGCCACAACGAAGACGAGAGAGAGACGGAAAAGGAGUACGCUGUCAGUGAACGGGAAGCAUUACUCGCAAAUGGACAGGAUAGGAAGAGGGGGCAGCUCUGCGGUGUAUCGUGUCAUGGCAGAGAAUUUCAAACUACUAGCGCUCAAGAGGGUGAAGCUAGAGGAUGCGGACGAAGCUGCAGUACGAGGCUACAAGGGCGAGAUUGACCUGCUGCAGAAGCUCAAGAAUGUAGAUAGAGUUGUACGGCUAUAUGACUGGGAAGUGGAUGAGCAGCGGCAGGUUCUGAGCGUGCUCAUGGAGAUCGGAGAGUCAGACCUUGCCCGCAUAAUACGAAUGAAGCUUGACCCUGCCGACGGGGACGGUAGACUCGACCUGAGCUUCACACGCUACUACUGGAAAGAAAUGCUCGAAUGUGUCGGCGCCGUGCACGAUCAUGACAUCGUGCACUCGGACCUAAAACCCGCAAACUUCCUUCUUGUCUCAGGCCGUCUCAAACUCAUCGAUUUCGGCAUCGCAAACGCCAUCGAAGUCGACCACACUGUCAAUGUACACCGCGAUUCACACAUCGGCACUCCGAACUACAUGUCCCCGGAAUCCCUAGAAGACUCUGCGGGCGGAGCGAGGGGACUACUAAGUAAUGGCAACGGGUCCAAGGAUAUGGCUCUAGGCAAACCAUCUGAUGUCUGGAGUUUAGGAUGUAUCCUGUACCAAAUGGUCUACGGCCGACCACCAUUCGCACACAUCACCAACCAAAUGGCGCGCGUCCUAGCCAUUGUAAAUCGCGACUACCAGAUCGAGUUCCCAGACCAUGGUGUGGGAGACGUCCGUGUUCCACCUGGUCUAAAAGCAACGCUUCGCCGCUGCCUAUUGCGUGAUCCGUCACGGCGGCCUAACGUCGCUCAGUUACUAGAAGAACGAGACCCCUUCUUGUAUCCCGACGGCGGGGAGGAUUUGCGAAUUCCGCAGGAAUUAUUAGGACAAAUCAUCCAGAGAGUCGCGGAUCGGUUCCGAGAUCCUAAUAAGGCGGCGCCCACGGACGAGGAGAUACGUCAGUAUCCUGCGUCCUUUUACGAAAAGAUAAGACAGCUGCUAGAGAGCGACUGACCCCUGUGUGUUGUUGUUGAUGCACUUUUUUGGAUUAUACGAAAACGUUUGUACUUUGGAGCACGGUGCCUUUUGGGAAAUUUUCUAUGUUUCAUGACCGGCGCUUUGAGGGUGUGUUUGGGAUCGAAAGUUGCUUUUUCUGCUGUUGGCCUACCUCUUAUUACCCCCCUUUUCACGGUCGCCUUUUUGAUCGUUCAAGCGUGCUUUGAAUAGCAUGGUGCGCGGCGCUUUUGUCUUGGGACUUAUGGUUUGCACUUUUGGCUACUUCAUGAUUAGUAGGUUUUUGUCUAUCACGGCUUUCUUGUAUAUACCCGUGUUGAGACUGGAAAGAAGAUUUUUUCGAUUGUUCAAUCAUUCUUUCAUGCUGCUACUCACCUUCCAAUCUGCUGUGUCUCAUCGAGGACAUUAACUCUACAUUCCCUU
This is a messenger RNA of Cucurbitaria berberidis CBS 394.84, 2380 nucleotides long. Its product is annotated as kinase-like protein. Gene Ontology annotation, biological process: peptidyl-serine phosphorylation; chromosome segregation; mitotic spindle assembly checkpoint signaling. Bases 152 to 1957 code for a protein of 601 amino acids. Lineage: Eukaryota; Fungi; Ascomycota; Dothideomycetes; Pleosporales; Cucurbitariaceae. Gene Ontology annotation, molecular function: protein serine/threonine kinase activity; protein serine/threonine/tyrosine kinase activity; ATP binding. The record is from RefSeq and is a predicted model, not a curated record. The transcript has 2 exons. Gene Ontology annotation, cellular component: spindle; nucleus; kinetochore.